AUGUAUAAUAUAAAUUCUUUAAAAUCUUGGGAGCAUGAAACCAUACUAAAACAUUGUAAAGAUUUAGGGAUUUUACUAUCAUCAAAUGAUACAGCAGAUAUUGAUGUCAUCGAAUUAUUUGAAGAACUAAAAUUAUUUUGUCGACUUACAGAAUCAAGUAGUUCAGCAAGUAAAAAUCUUGAGUACAUUUAUAAUAAUCAACUCCAGGAAAUAUAUCCUAAUAUUGAAAUCAGUUUAAGAAUCAUUCUUACAAUUCCAGUGACAGUAGCGUCUGCUGAGAGAAGUUUUUCGAAACUGAAACUUAUAAAAUAUCAUUUAAGAUCAACAAUGAGUAAUGAGCGUUUGACUGGAUUAUCAAUUUUAUCCAUUGAAGCAGAGUUGGCACAAGAAUUAAAUUUAGAAAAUUUAGUGCAAGAUUUUGCAACAAAAAAAACAAGAAAAAUUAAUUUUUAAUUUUGAAAUAUUAUUUUAAAACUUCAAAUUUUAUCAUCAU
Messenger RNA from Daktulosphaira vitifoliae (grape phylloxera), 493 nucleotides. RefSeq lists its product as uncharacterized. Lineage: Eukaryota; Metazoa; Arthropoda; Insecta; Hemiptera; Phylloxeridae. Gene Ontology annotation, molecular function: protein dimerization activity. The record is from RefSeq and is a predicted model, not a curated record. The coding region runs from base 1 to 453 and encodes 150 amino acids. The transcript has a single exon.